GUUAUAUUAAACGCCCGAAAACCGUAUAUGUUUUUGAAUUAUUUUUCAACUUGACUUAUAUAGAGUGAUAUUAUGUGUAAAGAAUGUUUUUCUUGGUGUUUCGAAGAAGAAAUACAUUGGACAGUUGUAAAUGCCAAGCUUAUUAGUCGUGGUGAUAAAAUUGCUAUUGGUGCCUCUGGUGGUAAAGAAAUAGAAAUAUUUAAGCUAAAAAAAUUUUCGCAGUUGAAAUCACGAGUUGCUCUAAACUAGACCAACAUUAGAAACUUAAAAGCACUAGGCGGCCGUUUCGUCUUAUCGUGGGGCUCCUCACCAGUGUGCACCCGCGAUCCCUCAUUCGUGACUCGAGCUCAGAACUUUCGGUUUUGCGCGUGAACGCCUAACUUAUGGAUAUUCUCGUUGGCCUAAGCUGUACGGUUGCAUUGUAUUUUUUAUUGUAUUAUUUGCUAAAAAUAGCAGUAACCUGUGGUAAAAUACAAUGGUGUUGAAUAAAUUUUAAGAAAAUGAUAUAGUAUCGUCUUAUAAGUUCACGAAAAUCUCAUAUUGAUAGGAAGGUGUGCAAUGAUCCAACUGUUAAUAGAAAAUAUCAAGGUGAAGAUAAUUGUCUACUUGAUAAAUAUUAAGAAUAGAACAAUUGACUGUUGUAGUGAUAGCUGAUUAUUAGUUUCUGAAAAUAAUUAGGUGUAGAAAAUAAAGCAAAGGAAGUCUAUAUAAAUGUAUAUAUUUUUGUAUUUUUAGAUUCUACCGUAUUAGCUUACAUACUAAACUUGUUAAAUAAAAGAUAUGAUUAUGGAGCGGAAUUGCUUCUUUUAUCUAUUGAUGAAGGUAUAAGUGGAUAUAGAGAUGACUCAUUAAUGACUGUUCAGCGAAAUCAGAUCCAAUAUGGACUUCCGUUAAAAAUUCUUUCUUAUCAGGAUUUGUACGGAUGGUCAAUGGAUGAUAUUGUGAAGCAUAUUGGGAAUAAACGAAAUUGUACUUACUGUGGGAUAUUUCGCCGCCAGGCUUUGGACAAAGGUGCACUACUUCUUGGAGCUAACAAAAUAUGUACUGGUCAUAACGCUGAUGAUAUUGCAGAGACAGUGUUAAUGAAUAUUCUACGAGGUGAUAUUGGUCGAUUAAAACGAUGUACAGCUAUAAUGACAGGUACAGAUGAUAUACUUCCUCGUUUUAAACCUUUUAAAUAUGCUUACGAAAAGGAGAUUGUCAUGUAUGCACAUAUGCAUAAAUUGGAUUAUUUUUCAACUGAAUGUAAAUACGCACCACAAGCUUAUCGAGGGCAUGUAAGAGCGUUUAUCAAGGAUUUGGAGAGAAUACGACCUAGGACUAUCAUAGAUAUUAUAGCAUCCGGUGAACGUAUGGCUAUUCGAAGUGAUGUAAAGAUGCCUCAGAAAAGUACUUGUGAAAAGUGUGGAUGCAUUUCAAGUCAGCUUAUAUGUCAGGCAUGCAUUCUCCUAGAACAGCUUAAUUCCGGUUUACCACAGAUAACCAUAAAAGAUACCGAACAGCAUUCUCAAAUUGACUAGUCGGGCGAUAUCAAUUUUUCUAAAAAUUAUAUAUAUAUAUCAGAUAUUGUAAAUAUAUUCCUAUUUGGAUAGUGGUUCUUAUAAGUGGAAAUUCUUACUUUAAGUGUCAAAUUGGUGUUGUAUGUUUUGAAUUUUUCAUGUAUAAAGUAAUGGGAGUAAAUACAGUUCUUGUAAGUAUUCUUGGACAAA
Molecule: messenger RNA, 1709 nt
Organism: Schistosoma mattheei
Lineage: Eukaryota; Metazoa; Platyhelminthes; Trematoda; Strigeidida; Schistosomatidae
Source: the annotation of a GenBank genome assembly